AUAGCUCGAUAACGGCGCGAAAUGCUGCCUGUUAUGUUGCUACCGAUGUUUAUUCUGGGUGCCUCCUUCACUGUUCAGGGCAAGCCUUCUCAGAGGAAAGAAAAGGAUAUAUUGGUGAGAGUUCAUAGAGCACCAAAGCAGAAGAAAGCAGAUUGCGGUAAACAGUUGACGGGCUCCAAUGGUUCAGUGACGUCACCCAAUUAUCCGGGACCUUACCCUACUGACGUAACAUGCGUCUGGGUUAUUUCAGUUAAGCCGUCACAAGUGAUUGAACUAGAGUUUAAGUCUCUUGAUAUAGAGUACAGCAAAAAGUGUAAAUAUGACAGUUUGGAGAUUCUGGAUGGAUCUACGUCCAAGUCAGCCGAACUGGGAACAUUCUGUGGCUCGACAACUCCUUCACUUGUUCGCUCUUCUGGAAAAUCAUUGCACAUUACUCUGAAAUCGGAUGAGGCUGAUACAGGGAAAGGUUUCCAGGCAGUUUGGCGGGCAGUCGCUAACAACAUGAAGUGCGGGGCUACAUUCACUGACGAGAACGGUAGUUUCCAGACUCCUGGAUAUCCCAAUCAAUACCCCACCAAUAUCGAAUGCGAGUGGGUGAUAACUGUACCCGUCACUCACUCUCUAACUUUGACGUUUAACAAGUUUGAUAUGGAAGAAAGUUCAAAAUGCAAAUACGACCAUGUAGAGAUCAGGGAUGGUGACAAGGCCUCUUCGAAUUUGAUCGGUUUGUAUAAGUGUGAUAAACACUGCUGUGCGCGUUUGAAAUUAUCCAUGGUUAAGCACAUAGCUAUUUAUAGACCAACUUUCCCCAAACUCCAGCGAACACAUGUUUCUGUAAGCCGUUACUGUGGUUCUAGCCUUCCUGCUAAAGUGUAUGCGCAAGGAACCUCAUUGUAUAUAAAACUUGCCUCGGACGAAUCAGACACGGGAAAGGGUUUCCAAGUGUCUUGGACCAGUAAGCACCUAGGUGGAAAUACAGGUCUGCAAUUGUGUGGAACCAGUAAGACAGGAACAAGGAUUGUCGGCGGUAUUGUCGCCAAGCCUGGUGCGUGGCCCUGGCAAGCUGCCAUGAUCUGGGCGUUGGGGUCCGACAAGGGGAAGCAGUUUUGUGGUGGAUCUCUGGUGGACCCCGAAUGGGUCCUAACGGCGGCACAUUGCUUUGAUAUCACUGCAAACAAGAAAAUGAUGUUUAUUAGACUUGGAGAACACGACUUGAAUAAAAAGGAGGGAUUCGAACAGGAUUUUGCAAUCGAUCACAUUUACAUCCAUCCAGAUUGGGAUCAUCAUACGACGGACAAUGAUCUGGCCUUAAUACGACUCGACCGACCUGCUAAUCUCACUGGUCGCGUAAACACUAUCUGUUUGUCUGAACCAGAGUAUAAAUUUCCACCAAGUACAAAAUGUAUGAUUAGUGGUUGGGGUACUACUCAGGAAGAUGGCGCUCCUUCGCCCGUACUCAUGCAGGCCAAGGUACCAAUAGUAGACCGCCAGGCUUGUCGUCAUAACCAAUCAUAUGGGGAGAAAAUCACUGAGAACAUGAUCUGUGCCGGGUUGCGUCAAGGAGGUGUGGACAGCUGUCAAGGUGAUUCUGGAGGACCACUUGUAUGCAAGAAUCCUGUAAAUCGUCGGCAGUGGGUACAGAUUGGAGUAACCUCCUGGGGAAAAGGAUGUGCCAGGGCUUUGAAGUAUGGGGUCUAUGCUAACAUCAAAAAGUAUCUCCCAUGGAUCAACUUCUUAACCAGUACUAUUGGAGGAGGUGAGGGUGGAGAUGAUGUGUCAACACCUAUUCCCACCCUACCACCUAGUCUUCCACCCAUCCCAUCAAGUCUCCCGCCGAGCCUUCCACCUCUCCCUCCAAGUCUUCCGCCUCCAAGUCUUCCGCCUCCAAGUCUUCCACCUCCAUUACCAAGUCUUUCACCUCUCCCACCAAGUCUUCCACCCGUCCCUUCAAUUCUUCCCCCACCCCCAACAACUUCUCCACCUCUCCCACAAAGUACUCAACAAAGCCCAGGAGGCAAUACGGUUCCUCCGCUGCCCCCACAGCCUUCUGGAAAUGUUGAUCCACCACCUUUACCUCCGCCGCCACCAGAAUAA
Molecule: messenger RNA, 2094 nt
Organism: Pocillopora damicornis (cauliflower coral)
Lineage: Eukaryota; Metazoa; Cnidaria; Anthozoa; Scleractinia; Pocilloporidae
Product: ovochymase
Biological process (GO): proteolysis; acrosome reaction
Molecular function (GO): serine-type endopeptidase activity
Source: RefSeq, a predicted model, not a curated record